This is a messenger RNA of Pteropus alecto (black flying fox), 4080 nucleotides long. It is a transcript of the gene MROH5, whose product is annotated as maestro heat like repeat family member 5. Bases 1 to 4080 code for a protein of 1359 amino acids. Gene Ontology annotation, cellular component: cytoplasm. NCBI's taxonomy places the organism in Eukaryota, Metazoa, Chordata, Mammalia, Chiroptera, Pteropodidae. The record is from RefSeq and is a predicted model, not a curated record. The transcript is spliced from 31 exons.
AUGGACAGGAAGCAUGCGGAAAAGCCACACAGCCACACGACGGCUGAGAGGGCGUCAUCGGGCUUGUCCCAGAACCCCAGAAUCUCCUUCCACAUCUCCGAACCCACGAGGGACCUGUCCUACAGGAAGGCACCUCAGAGCUCUGCCUCCGGGGACAGGCCAGUGCACUCGGCCACCAUCCUGCUGAGCAACUCACAGAGCAGCCAGGCUGCCCUGGUGCCCCAGGAGCACAAGAUGUUCUUGGAGGAAGCCUACAAUGCAGCCAUCUGCUUCAAGAUGCUCCGAGAACUGAACAGUUCAGAUACCCUCCGCCUGAAGCACAUCGUCUCGAAGAUCAAGGACAUGGCCCACAGGGCCCCCAAUCUGGUGCUGGAAACCAUUUAUGACUACUUUAUAGACAACCUUGAGAUCUCCAACCGGCACAGGCUCCGGCUGCUCCACGUCCUGGAGACCGUCAUCGGCGCCAUGGACUCCUUGGAGGAGACCUGGAAGGAAGCCUUCAUGAAACUGGCCCUGGAGAACAUGACCAAGUCCACGGAGCUGGAAGAGGCGUACCAGGACGCGGCCGGCAACGUGCUGGUGGCCAUCUGCAGGCACUCGUGGCAGCCAGUGGCCCAGCAGCUGGAGACCGAGGUCCUGACGGGCGUCUUCCCACACCGAAGCCUCCUCUACGUGAUGGGCGUCCUGACCUCCAACCAGCAGCUCCUCAGCCAGGGGGAGAAGGCAUGCUGGGAAGAGAAGCUGACCCAGAUAGCCGUCAAGUCGGUCCAGUUCCUGAACACAGACGUGUGGUCCAAGGAGCUGCUGUGGGCACUCACCACGCCUGACCGGACACAACAGGAGCAGCCCCCAGAGAAGGCCUUCCUGUUCGUCUACUACGGGCUGAUCCUUCAAGCCGAGGACAAUGGCAACACGGUCCGGACACACCUGCGGACUCUGCUGGAGACAUCCCACCAGUGGCCCAAGCAGAGGGAGGGCAUGGCGCUCACCACGGGGCUGGCCGCAGCCCGCCACCUGGACCACGUGUGGGCUGUCCUGGAGCAGUUCGGCCGCAGCACACCCAUCAAGUGGAGCCUGCACACCUUCUCCCCAAAGACUUCAGACGACCUGCGUUGGAAGUGGGCCAGCAGCACCAUCCUCCUCGCCUACGGCCAGAUGGCGGUCAAGGCCAAGGCCCACAUCCUCCCGUGGGUGGACAACAUCUUGUCCCGCAUGAUCUUCUAUUUCCGCUACAGCUCCUGGGACGAGACCCUGAAGCAGAGCUUCCUGGCGGCCAUCCUCAUGCUGGUGGGGGCCAUCAGCCGCAACGAGGGCGCCCACAGCUACGAGUUCUCCCAGCUCCCCGAGCUCCUCGAAUGUCUGAUGGUUUUGAUGGAGAAGGAGCCGCAGGACACGCUGUGCACCUUGACUCGCCAGCGGACCCUCUGCAUCAUCUCCAGCCUCUGCAAGCUGAGGCCACCCCUGGACUUGGAAAAGAAAUCACAGCUCCUGACAAUCUGCCUGCGCAGCGUGCUGGCCUUGCCGCUGCUGGAUGUCCUGGAGAAACACACCUGCCUUUUUCUGGAGCCGCCCAACACCCUCUACAACAAGACCUCAGAGGCAUUGGACCACAUGCUGCAGAGCCUCCUCACACAGGACCCCACGACGGACGAGCUCCGCCUCCUGCUGUCGCACCUGUACGUCUGGCUGGUGUCCGAGAAGGCCCACGAGCGGCAGCGGGCUGUGCGCAGCUGCGCCGCCCUCCUCAGAUUCCUGAACGACAACCUGUACCUGCACCCAAACAACGACCUCAGAUGGAUGGGGCAGCUGAUGGGCAUGCUGGGGAUUCUGUGCCAGGACCCGGACGUGGCCACCCAGCGCUCUAGCCUGGAAGGGUUGGGCCAUCUUUACUGCCUCCUGCUGCGCCAGAGAGCAGAGGCUUCGAAGGUGAAGACUCUGGCCCCAGAGCAGCUUUCCCAGGCCAGCGAGGAUGAAGCCCCACGCUGGAGCAGCGGAGACCAGAAGGCCACUCCCCCCGCCUCCCAGGAGGUGGUGUUCCAGAAGGACCAAAUCUUCCAGCUUGGCAGCUCCCAAGUCAUCAAGGAGAUCAUGAAGCAUCUCACACUGGAAGAGCUGACAGACCUCGUCUGGACGACCGUCAACAGCCUGGGCUCCACCGGCCCCUGCCACGGGCAGGCAGCUGCCGACCUGCUGCUCACUAUCAUCCAGGAGCACGGGGCCAAGCUGGAGACUGUCGUCGACCUGGGCCGUGCCAUCCACCUGCAGCUGUGCUCCCUUCCCAGCCCCAGAGCCAAGGAAAAUGCCCUGCGUGCCAUCACCGUGCUGGCCCGGCACCACACCCCCCAGCUGGUGGCCGCCUUCCUGGACUUCUCCAUACCCCUGGACAGCCAUGCCUCCCAGCUGUGGAGGGCCCUGGGGGCCGAGCAGCCUGUGAGCCGCCUGGUGCUGGCGAUGCUCUUGGCCUGGCUGCAGGAGCGGCCUCUGCCCAUCGGCGCUAGCGACAGCAGCCCCCAGCCCAAGGAGAAGACCUACCUGCGUUCACUGGCCGCCAUGAACACGCUGCACGAGCUGCAGUUCGCCCGAGAGUUCAAGGAGGCCGUGCAGGAGGCCUACCCCCAGCUGCUGCUGGCCCUCCUCACCCAGAUCCUCUACGUCCUGGAGCUGAACCUGCCCGCGGGUCCCCGGGUGGGCCAGGAGGCCCAGGGGGCGGCCGCGCCCAGCCCCCAGAGCACGUCCCUGGAGGCACUGAAGAGCCUGCUGUCCACCACGGGGCACUGGCAGGACUUUGCUCACCUGGAGCUGCGGGGCUCCUGGGACCUCUUCACCACCAUCCACACCUACCCGCAGGGCGUGGGCCUCCUCGCCAGGGCCAUGGUGCAUAACCGCUGUCGGCAGAUCGAGGCAGUGACCCGCCAGCUGCUGCCCGCCCUGCAGAGCCAGGAGGUGCGAGCGAGGAAGGUGGCCAUGCUCAUCCUCAACGAGUUCCUCUACAGCCCCGACCUCCUGGGCGUGCUCCCAGAGCAGGCCGCCCUGACCGUGCUGGCGCGGAGCCUGAGGGACCGCAGCCCCGAGGUCCGAGUGCUGGGCCUACAGGGCCUGGGGAACAUCCUCUUCCACCCGGAGAAGGGAAGCCUGCUGUGCCGACAACUGCCCCCUUUCCUGGACGGCUUCUUCCGGAGCAGCGAGCCGGUGGUGGUGCGCCUCAUGGGCACCGUGUCGGACACGCUGCACCGCCUGGGCGUGCACGGUGUGGGCGCCCAGAGCCUCAGCAUCGCCAUCAACUCCCGCUCCUUCUUUGAGGACGAGAGAGACGGGAUCCGGGUGGCGGCCAUGGCACUAUUUGGGGACCUGGUGGCAGCGAUGGCCGGCAGGGAGCCGAGGAGCCUGAAGACGCAGGUGCAGCAGAGCAUGGUGCCGCUGCUCCUGCACCUGAAGGACCGCUGUCCGGCCGUCGUCACGCAGGCCAAGUUCGCCUACUACCGCUGCGCGGAGCUGCUCCGAUGGCGGCUGCGACACACCCUCUUCUGCUCGCUGGCGUGGGAGCGGGGCCUCAGCGCCCGCCACUUCCUCUGGGCCUGCCUGAUGUCCAGCAGCCAGGAGGAGUUCAGCAUCCACUUCGCACAGGCCCUCAGCUGCCUGCACAGCUGCCACCACCACAUCAAGACCUGGGCAGCACUCUUCAUAGGUUACACCCUCUGCUACCACACCCGGGCCGCGUCCCAGACACUAAAUGACUCGGACACAAAGCUGCUGUUGAGAACUUUCGAAGAUCUCAGAAAAGGCCCGGAGCCCGGCAUGCGGGAGUUCGCCACCAGGCAGCUGUCCUUCCUUCAGGAGGGGACCCGAAGUCUCCCUCCGCCCUGGCCCCCAUCCUCCUGCGUGCAGUCAGGGCUGGCACCUGGGGUGGCAGCAGAACCAGCCAGGGCCAAGCCAGACCUCCCCAGCAGCCUGCCCCUCCUGGAAGAGCUGGGCAGCCUCAGCUGUGUCAUCUGUAAAAUGCAGUCGGACCCUCUGGAGGCCCCUCGGAGGGCUGGCCAGGUCCAGAGGACGUCCUUCCUGGCAGGGUCCCCGACUCCCUAG